Molecule: messenger RNA, 2481 nt
Organism: Leishmania major strain Friedlin
Lineage: Eukaryota; Euglenozoa; Kinetoplastea; Trypanosomatida; Trypanosomatidae
Exons: 1
Coding region: 1-2481 (826 amino acids)
Source: RefSeq, a predicted model, not a curated record
AUGAGCAAGGCUGCCGCCCGCGUCAAGCGCUUCGACGAGGUGGACUCAGAUAGCGACUUUGAGUUCCGAGAAGAAUCAUCAUCCGUGAAGGUGAUGCCGACGGUGAGCUUCAAGACGGCCACGGCAACCACCGACUCGGAUAGCAUUUCGUUCCACUCUGACCACGACCGCUCGCAGCACUUGGAGAACGUCGUGGCGCCGGCCACUAAUCGUCAAGAGGGAUCACCGCGACCGACAGUGCAUCCCACAAAGUCACUGGCGUCAGUACUGAAGCAGGCGUCCUCUGUGGCCGUUGCGAAGCGCGCACCGCCAGCGCCAGUCGUCAACGGCAAACAAGGGGCCACGGAACAACCACCGCAGCAGCAGCAGCAGCAGCAGCAGCAGCAGCAGCAGACAUCUGCACCACUAGUAUCCGUGCCGGAGCACCAGAGGUCGGCCGCGGCGCCUGCGGCAGCGCUAGCAGUUCCCGCCGCCUCGACACCGAUCGAGCGUCCCUCGUACGCCUCCCUGCCAUCGCAGCCUACCCCGCUGGCCAAGCCGCCCAAGGACUCCGUUCCGUCCCCGUCAGUGAUUCCAUUCUGCGUGACAGCGCACGCGUCGCGCGUGGACCCGGCGCCGGACCACGAUGAUGACGACGACGACCCAGCAAGCGACGAGUUUGUGCAACACGUACUGCCGCUUCCUCCGCGCCAGGCAGCAGCGAGGCAACCACCUCCGACCUCCUCCACAUCGCAAGUGUGGGCAAACAGCACCAACGGCGUCGCCAACACCCCACGGCCGCGGCCGUCUGCAGCGGACAACGCGACGGAAGAGCUCCUCGUCCGAGCGCAGUUGCGACUGGAGGAGCGGCGCCGCAUGAGUAUGCCCAGUCAGCGAGGAAGCCGGCAGCUCAGCCCGUGGCGUAGCGCUGCUCCGAACCCCGUGAACACGCUGUUCCGCGAGAGCCUGCCGCGACCGUCGGUGAAUCGCAUCUCGCCCGCCAGGUCUGUUGACCCCCGCAUACGGCGGCUGCAGCAGGAAAACGCGCGUCUGCAAGACGAGGUGGCCUUCCUCGGGCGGGAGAAUGAAAAGCUGCGCGGCGUACAACGUAGUGCCGACGCGUCGGAGGCGGUGCGGCUGCAGCUCACCGUCGACAUGCUGCGCAAGGAGCUAGAGAGCAAGCAGCUUGGGUUCCAGCGCACACUGGACGCGACCUUUGCGGAGCUGAAGGGGACACAGCGGCAGAUAGAGGAGGCGGCAGAGCAGUGCGAGGGCUACCAGUGCGCUGCGGAGCAAUACAAGCAGCUCUAUAGCGACAAGCAAAAGGAGAUGGAAAAGGUGAAGACGCAGCUGCAGUCGCUCCUCUACGACGUCAACGCGAUGGAGCAGCACCAGCGCGCCACGGAGUCCGAGUACGCGGAUAAGGCGGCCAGCGAACGGGAGAAGGCGGAGAGGGCCGUGGCGCUGGCGGAGGAGGUUAAGCGGCAGCGUGACCACCUGCAGUUUCUCAACACACAGUUCCGGAAUGAGGUGUCGGCGGCGGUGGAAGCGAAGCGCCAGGCUGUUGAUCAGGCGGCCAGCGCGAACGAUACCGCUCGCCGCGAUCGCGCUGACUACGAGCAGCGCAUACAACAGCUCAAUGAAGACAUUGUGCGGCUCAGGAAGGCGCUGGCUGACAAGGACCGUGCCCAUGAGGUUCAGCUGCGUGAGGCGCAGCAGGCGCAGGCAGUGCUGAAGGACCGGCUGAAGGACCAGGCCGAGGAGCAGCAGCGCGAGGCGGAGCGUAACCACCGCACCUUGGAGGUGACCAAGGAGGAUCACAAGCGUGCGCUGCAGCAGGAGAGGAUGCGGCGUGCCGAGAUGGAGGAGCGGCUGCGGCGGAUGGAGGAAGAAGGACGUUCCACGCAGUCCCGCUACACAGCCUCUCUCAGCGCCGAGGCGGAGAGCCGCGUGCGCAAGCUACGCGACGAGAUGCAGGCGGAACGCCUUGCCAGGGAGGCCGCGGAGCGCGAGGCGGCGCGGCUCGCCACUGAGGCGGAGCAGUUGCGUGACUCAGUGACAUACUACCAGCAGGAGAGUCAGCGCAUGUCGACGAGCUUCGCGCAGUCGGAGCAGCUGCGCGAAAAGACGGAGCGGCAGUGUGCGUCGCUGACGCACACGCUGGAGGACAUGAUGGCGCAAGAGGAGGCUCAUGUCCGGGAAAUUGGGCAGCUGCAGGAGGCCAUCAGUGCAGCGGCGCAGUGGGGCCCUGGCGUCGCUGCUGGUCGUGGCUUUGAUGCCGACGGCCUCGUCAGCGACUUGCAGCAGCUCUCCGACGAAAACGAGCGCCUCACGAGGGAGUGCACACGGCUUGCGGACGAGCGGAACACGCUGAUUGACGAGAACGGCCGGAUUGCGGAGGAGCUGCUCAAGUGGAAGCACGAAAUGCGGCAGUACGUGGCAUCGCACGUGCGCACCGCCUCCUCGGAGCAUGGCCCAUUGAACUCGGUCCCGGCAUCAUGA